UAGUAACUAGCCAAGGCCGAGCAAUUUGCUUUACGAGUACUAUAUAUUAUGUUAUAUUACUAGAAGCACAAGUACUUAGGAAAGGUAUAUGUGUGACCCUGUUCUCCACGGCAUUCUGCACGAAAGCAGAAAAAAGAAAAAGAGCAGGCGAUAUUAUUAUUUAAAAUAUGAUAAUAUUACUUUGAUAUAUACGUACUUAUGUAGAAUAUUGCCGGGUUGCAAUGCAAGAGCUAUCCUUGCCAGAAUGCCAAGUUACCCAGCAACACAUGCUGGCAUGCAUGCAAAAAGUUCCAUUUGUAAUGUAAACGUACUGAGAAGAGCAAGAAGCCACACGCUAAGCCAGCAGCUGCCGGCGAGCCGGGCGGCGGAGAGAGUGCCGGGCGGCGAUGGCUGAGCUCGCGUCGGGCGCCGUGAGCUCGCUGCUGGGCGUGAUCGGGAACGAGGCGCGGCUGCUGCGCGGCGUCCGUGGCGACGUGCAGUUCAUCAAGGAGGAGAUGGAGAGCAUGAACAGCUUCUUGGUGCACCUGGCCCGCACGUCGCACACCGGCGGCGAGCACGGCGUGCAGGUGCGCACGUGGAUGAACCAGGUCCGUAUCCUCGCCAACGACUGCAACAACUGCAUCGACAAGUACGUGUACCGCGGCAACCCCGACGUGCACCUCCGCAGGAGCGGCCUCUUGCGCUACCUCCUGUGGCCUCCAUGGUUUGUGAGGAAGAUGUUCGCGCAGCACGACGCCGCCGGCCAGCUGCGGGUGCUCAAGGACCGGGCGCGGGAGGUCGGCGAGCGGAGGAUGCGGUAUGACGUGAAGGUCCUGUUGAAUAAUUAGACAAAUUCCAAUCUAAAUUCCGAAUAUAAAUCAUGACCAA
This is a messenger RNA of Zea mays, 867 nucleotides long. Its product is annotated as disease resistance protein Pik-2. Lineage: Eukaryota; Viridiplantae; Streptophyta; Magnoliopsida; Poales; Poaceae. The coding region runs from base 387 to 827 and encodes 146 amino acids. The record is from RefSeq and is a predicted model, not a curated record. The transcript has a single exon.